UGGAGGGGCGGGCGGGGACCCAGCGGCAGCGCUCUCGCCGGCCGGGUUUUCCACUGUUCGGUUAAAAUCCCGCCAGGCGGCUCCGUACGCGGGCCCUUCCCUCCCGCCGCGAAGAAAAGACACGAUUUUUCCGUCGCGGAGCGAGGCAGCCGAUAGGUGUCCAGCGCUCGGCGUUAGCAAAGCGGGAAGCAUGGCGGCGACGGGGGUUGCGGCGAGGACCGAGGCUGUCUCGCCGGCUGGAGGGGGUUUGGUAGUCAACUGGUCAGGCCAAGGAUUGCAAAAACUGGGUCCGACCUUACCCUGUGAUGCUGAUACUCACACUUUGAUUCUGGACAAAAACCAGAUAAUUAAAUUGGAACACUUGGAGAAAUGCAGGAAUCUGAUGCAGCUCUCUGUAGCCAACAAUCGUUUGGUGCGAAUGAUGGGUGUAGCAAAACUGACUAAGCUUCGGGUGCUAAACUUGCCUCAUAAUAGUAUUGGGUAUGUGGAAGGGCUGAAGGAUUUGGUGCAUCUGGAAUGGCUGAAUUUGGCAGGAAAUAACCUUAAGGCCAUUGAACAAAUCAAUUACUGUCUAUCUCUUCAGCAUCUUGAUUUGUCAGACAAUAACAUAGCUCAAUUAGGUGAUCUCUCCAAGCUUACAUCGCUGAAGACUCUGUUGCUGCAUGGAAAUAUUAUAACUUCACUUCGCACUGCCCCUGUUUGCCUACCUCAGAAUCUGACUGUUUUUUCUUUGGCAGAAAAUGAAAUCAGAGACUUAAAUGAGGUUUCUUUCCUGGCCUCUCUUUGUCAAUUGGAACAGUUGUCAAUUAUGAACAAUCCUUGUGUGAUGGCCACACCUUCUAUCCCUGGCUUUGACUACAGGCCGUAUAUUGUCAGCUGGUGUCUGAACCUUAAAGUUCUUGAUGGAUAUGUGAUUUCUCAGAAGGAAAGUUUGAAAGCAGAAUGGCUCUACAGUCAAGGUAAAGGAAGAUCAUACCGACCUGGGCAGCAUGUUCAGCUAGUCCAGUACUUGGCUACUGUUUGUCCUCUUGUAUCUACAUAUGGUCUCCAGACUGAAGAGGAUGCCAAACUGGAAAAAAUACUGAGUAAGCAAAGGCUCCACCAGAGGCAGCUGAUGCAUCAAAACCAAAAUGAAGGUCCACCUACAUCUUCUGCUCCCAACAAAACACUGCCAGUUGCUUAUGAACGCAGCAGUCCAUCCCAGCCGCCACAGAUAGUUCUUGAAAGUGAACCUAUCAUCCAGAAGAAUUCCUGGGUUGGACCAAGUGCAAACGAUGAUCAUUCCUAUGCAGUAAAGAACACUUUUCUUCUUGAAAGAAGUUUUCACAAGGAGCUAUACCUUGAAGAUAUACAGACAGAUGAAGACAAACUAAACAGCAGCCUUUUAUCCUCAGAGUCUACUUUCAUGCCAGUUGCUUCAGGAUUGUCUCCAGUGUCUCCUACUUCAGACCUGAAGCUACAUGGAAUCACUUUGGGCCUAGGAGACGAUGAUGAUACAGUGGUCGAAUGUGAGAGAGAUGUUAAUAGCGGAGAAACAACUAUCAAGCAAGAAGCUUCAUGUGUUACAAGAGAGCACUCGAACAGAGCAGUGGAAAGUGUGGAAACUCAAGAGAAUAUCAAAGAGAGUAUGCUGUUGCCUUCUGCUGAUCAAGUAACAGCUAGCUUGACUGCUAAUGCUAGCAACUGUUCAGCGUCCUCUGAAGACCAAGUUCUGCAUAAUCAUCCCAGCACCUCAGUGGGUGCUGAAUCGGGAGUUACAACUCUCUGUCCUGACCAGAUGACAGGAGAAAGUUCUGAUUCCUUAGCUGUUGUCAAUCAAGGUGCAGCUGAACUGCAAAGAAUGGCUAAAGCAGCUACCAAGCUUCAAGCCUGCUGGAGAGGAUUUUACACGAGGAACUACCAUCCCCGAGCCAAGGAAGUGCGGUAUGAAAUUCGCUUAAACAGAAUGCAGGAGCACAUCAUUUGCUUAACUGAUGAAAUAGAAAAACUAAGAAAAGAAAGAGAGGAAGAUAAGAUUCAGAGGCUUGUACAGGAGGAAGCUGUCAGAUUUCUUUGGAACCAGGUUAAAUCCCUUCAACAAUGGCACCUUUCAGUAACACAGAAUUUAGGUGCCACUUGGCAACCUGGGAUCCCUUCAGCCAGUAUUUGCUGUUCAUCCGAACCAUUUAUUCGAUCAUCCACACUUGAGCAAGAAACCACACCAGAUGUUAGCUCUGCUUGUUUAGUUCCAACUAGUGAAGUUCUUCAGGAAAAGUCUUUGUUGCAGUUCCCAGAUUCUGGUUUUCAUUCUUCUAUGGCUGAUCAGACUCAUGUCAGUGACUUGUGUAGCUCUGAAAAGAGUUUAACAGAAGGAACUGAGAGCUCUCUUUCAGUGGAAACUGUUAAACAAUGUGGCAAUUCUGUUUCAGCCUAUUCUUCAGAUGUAGAGGAUGGCCAUGGGGAAUGUGAGCAAAGCAAAGAGAGCUCUAGUAGUGAACAGGACAACAGACUAAUACAACAGUAUUUGAAAUCUGUUCAGCAGCUGGAAGAGGCUGAUGAAGGGACAGAUUGCAAUGAUGAAACAGAGGGUAGCUGGCCACAAAUUGCUGUUUCACCAGAAAGCCAAGAUUCUUCAUCUGACACUGUCUUUGUAGAUCUCCCUCAAGAUACAUCUUCCCCUGCCCGAGGUGAAAUUGGUCAGACACCAGAAAGCUGCAAACUGAAUUCAGGAAUAGCAGAAGGGAAGCAAACAGACUGCGAUUCUUCAUUUCAGAUGCUGCAUGUUGGGAUAGCUGUAUAGUAGGCUCAGUUCCACAAAGGACUAGGGAUUCCAUUUCACUUUCCUUUCUCUUUCUUUUUCCCAUUUAUACAAAACUUAUUUUUCACGUGUGCUGUUUCAGAUUUUUACUCAUGUUACCAAUUUAUGUUUUAAUUAGUAUUUUAUUGGUGUUGCUGAGGACUGACUCUAACUGUGCUAACCUGAAAUCAGCAAAGUUCUCAGUGACGGUCAUUAUGCACUUUAUUUUCAAACAUAAACCUGAUAUCUUAAUAACUGGCUUCCAUUAAAUUAAUUCUGAAGAUUGGGGGUGUUGGGGGGGGGUGUUUGCUGUAAAUUGACAUUGGUGAAUGUGGUAGUAAGUCUUUGCAUUUUUUUCUAAAAAGCAGAAUUGAGUUCUAGUUUGCAAAGAGAAGGAAACACCAUGGGAAGAAACAGCGUCAGCAUAGGCAGUGUGUGCGUAUGGAUACAGCCUGAUGAGAAAGGUGAAAGCAGUUGCCUUUCAGACUUCUUUUGACUUUAACGAGUAGUUUGGUCAGUGUUUGAAAGAUGCAUUCCAUGAAAUCAGUGUCCAAGUCAGUGACUUCUUUUUGUCAUUUACUUGAAGCUGCUGGCUAGGAAUUAGGUCAUUUACGUACGCACUGAAACAAGGACUUAAAGGAGUGAGACCUUUGGGAGCUUCAAACAAACUUUGACCUUUGUUUGCCCUGGGGUUGAAUUUCGCUGCUUUCUCAGGUAAGACUCAAAGUGGAACCAGUAGCAGCCUUUACUAAAUAAGAAUUUCAAAAGGGCGUGUGAUUUGGGAACAUAGUUUCCAAGAUUGCGCUGCUGGGUUACAGCAGCAGGCUUGGUGGCAUAUGUUUUGCCUCCACAAGGAUGCUAAUGGCAUUGUGGGAUUUGGAUCUGCAUGGCUUUCAAGACAUUAGUGCAUUUGAUAGAUCACAACUACUUCUAUCUACAGGUAUAAAUAUUAAAAGCAAAUGCCAUGACUUAAAACUAUUUCUUGACAUCUCUGUUGGGCUUUUUGGUUUUUUUUUUUGUUUUUUUUUUCUCUGUAUGUCCAGUAUUUGACAUUCUAAUUGGAUGUGGAUAAAAAGCUGUAUUUCUUCCCUGUUGGUAAAUGUGCUAAGUUACCUGGGCUAUGCUUUCCACUUAAACACUGGGCAAGCAAAAGGGUUUGUAUCUUGCCUAGCCAUUGCUAUGUUGUUUUUUUAAUGGAAAAAGAUCAGGUAUGUUAGUGUACCACAGAAGUGGCAAGGGAAAUCUGUUUUGCCAUGCACAAAUUUGUUUGUGGUAGACACUAGUAAAAUGAAAGCUGACAUUUUGACUUCUAGGGGUCAGUUCAGUUUGCUAAUACUGCAUUUUACAACGUGCACUGGAAAGCCAGUGUUUCAGUAGUUUGCUAAUAUUAACUUCUUAGAUAUAAAGACACAUGUAUAUUAUAAUUCUCUGAAUGCACAGGUUAACUUCUGGUGCUAUGGUGUCGUUAAAAUCAGCUAGUGCUGUUUUAAAGUGACUCUUAUGGCCAUGUUACCAUGUAAAAUAAUUUAAUUUUUGUAAAAGCUUUGGUUCCUUACCUACUUUAGGUUCUGAGCUGAAAUUUACCACUACUCAGGAGUUUGGCAUGAGGCCAGUAUCUGCUUGAGGCCUCAAAAUAGCCUUUAUUUAGAACAUAAAUGGUGUAUUGGACUUGUACCAGCCAUCUGCCCAGUGGUGAAGUUCACCUUGGAAGAAUAAAGCUUGCCUCUGUGUAUAGAGUAGCCAUCAUCACUUUUUCCCCACCCCCCAAAAAAUACGUUCUUGGGCACUAACUUCUCAAAAGAGCUGUAACUGCAGUCAAGCUGACAUUUAACUGUGCCUUGCAUAUGUGAGAGCAUUUUAAAAAAACAACCAAACAAAAAAAAAAAACCCCAACAGCUGAGGUGGUAGAUUCUUAAUGUGCUAUCUUUCUAACUCAGUCUAGUUACAGCACAUUUGUAGCAUAACCAUAUUCAUGAUUAGAUCUUAAAGCAUGAGCGUGCCUGGGUAUUGAAAGUGGUACAGGUGCAUUAAUGUAUCACAACAUCUAAUUAACUGUGUGAGGAAGUGUGUACUCGAUAAUACCCUUGUCCUCUGAAGGUUCUCAACUUGGAUUUCAAUCUGCCAUGCUUGGAGAUCUCUACAAUUCAUAGGAUUUGGCUCUUUGACUGUCAAUCUGUUGUAAAAAAACAACUCGUAUAAACCUUUAAAGAGACUUUCUUUGGGUUUUGAGAGAGAAAUAAUUUCUGUCUCUGAAACAGUUGUUGGACCUUACACUCUGGAGGCAGUGGUUAGGUGUAAUAAAACAGUAAGUUCUCUUUCGUGGCAGAGUGCUGUAUUAGCAUAUGCAAAACCUGGGAGAAACUGGCCCACUGUCUGGAUUAAAAUGUUUCACUUACUGAGGACACUGAGGGACCAUACAUAUUUUGCUAUUUUGUAUUAUUGUUACUUUUGCUGCAGAAUUAGGAAGAGGAGAAACAACCUUAAUUUUGGAAGUGUCAAAGGGGGAAAACUUGGUGAAACUUAAUUUUUCAUCGAAGCUCUAGGUGUUUCUUGACAUUUCUUCUGUUAUUAGGGCUUACAAACACAAGAUGUCUUAUUUUAACUAAUGCCUAGGUCAACUGCUGGCUUUUUUUUAACUUGUAACCUGUAUAUCCAAAAGUGAUUUUAUGAAGGUACAGCAAAAUGUGUACUGACAUAUAAUCAGCUUUAUCUUACUCAUUUGGGGAAGCUGUGGAAUACGAAAGAUAUUUUUUUUUUUCUGAUGUUCUGAGAAGUAUCUUGCAUGUGUAGAAGAUGAGUUGCCUAAAUAUAUGGAAAUCACAAAGAAUGGUGAAGUUUUUGAUUAGUUUUUACAGGGUUGAAUGUAAUUAGUUUGUAUAUACAAAAAAUAUUUUCAUCCUGACCAUUAAAAUACAUACAGGGAAAGACAUAAUGGGGGUUAGAGUAGAAAAAAAAAUCAAACUGGAUAUAUACUUAAACAUGGCUUCUUUCAGUCCAUUUUGAGCUCUCAAAUAAUCAUGAUAUGGAAAUAUCAUAGUUUAAUAUAUGGCUUAACAUUUACUCUUCUUUGUCUGUAUAAGUUUUCUUAUCUAGGUAUGUAAUACUAUUUUACCUGGAUAGGGAUGCAGAGCUCCCUUUGGAGAUGAUUGAAGUUUUGUAAACGAAUUGGGAGGCCUAAUAGAUGAAAAUCCAUGUCUGAAAUUUUCCUGUAUUAAUAUUGUAUGUCUCUCAGCAUUUUCCUUUUGCAAGGCUUCAUAUUCAACAGAAGAAUGUACUUUGUAGAAGGAAAGCUUGUCUGUUGUACUUUGUCCUGGGCUCAUCUUCCAGCACUGACGGAAGAGAUUCCUAAUGGUUAUUUGUCAGGCAAUGUUGUCAGCUCUGCCGUGAGUACAGUUCAAGCGCUUCUUUAAUUUGCUUCAGAAAAAUCAGCUAAAUAUAGCUCGGACUAUUUAAACUGUGCCAUGCAAGUAGUUUCGCCCCAAAUGAGGUGGUUGGCACAUGCAAACCUUUUUAGCUAGUCUGUGGCAGAAAUUACUCUUUUUGCCUGCUUUUCUGAAGGUAGAGACAAGGAGGAAGGUGGAAAUGCAUUUUUAUGUGUUUUCAGGUUUAGUCUGUGGUGGUAGCACCAGCUCUUUCAUGAUUGUUAUUUCAGUUUUCUCCCAAUUAUUUUUAUAGUUUACACAUUUCAAUCUUUUAUGUAAUCAAGAAUGCAUUUUUUUUUCUAUUGUGUGUGAUAUUUCAUAGACACUGUUCCAGAUGGUAUUUGGAAAGGUAGAAGAAUAUCAUGAAAGCAGGCCUGUUCACAUUUUAUAUUUCAAGUCUUUUUUAAGGUAUUUGGAUUGUAUUGAUUCCUUUCUGUAAGGUAACUUCUUUACAAAAGAAAACCACAAGGCAAUGCCUCACUAAUGACAGUAAGUAGAUUUCCAUUUCUGCCUUCUUCCAUGAACUAAGCUUAAUGGUCACAACUCUGGUUUUAGUACCUAAAACUGUCAUUUAAGUGAAUAGGAAAUUUAUGGAAUGCUGCUGAAUGAAUGCAGCAACUAUACUGUUUUGGGGGUUUUUUGUGGUGACUAUUCCUGUGUGGUGCUAUUUUGUAAACAAAGUAUGUGUGGCAAGGAUGGAAUUUUUAAAAGGUACUGAACAUUGGCCUAACUCUGCUUUCAUUUAUUUAAAAGAAGCAGGGUUAUGCUUAAGCUGAGUCCUUGUGAACUGGCUGUCUAAAUUGGGAUUUUAUCAUAUUUACAUCUCCAGAAGUGUUCUUAUUCCGCAAAGCAAGAAGGCAUUAAGACUGCAAUUCUAAAUUUUUUGCUUCUAAAACACAAAUAUCUUUCAGAAAAUACUUGAGAAAGUCCUUGUUAAACUAAAUUGCAGAAGCCUAACAGUUUGUUUAUAGUUAAGUUCCUUAACCAACCGUAGAUUCUACUAUUUGCAUGCAGCAAUUUAAAUAAUGCACUUAGCAGCCAGUCUGUAUAUAAGAAAACAAGUUUGGGGUUUUUUUUCUGAAUAAUGUUUGUAUGUAAUUGAGCUUGCAAAUUGUUCCUGGUUUUUAUGAAUUUGUAUAUAUUGUCUGAAGAACUCCAAUCUUAAUUUCUAUUUGUAGCAGGUUGUUCGAUGAACAAAAAUGGAACAUACAUUCCUUUGAGACUACCUGGGUACCUUUUACUGGACUUGAAGUUACAGUGUGUCUCACACAGAUACACUUUUUCCUGAGAGGAUAGAACUGUAGCAUUUAGUGGAGGCUGACUGAAUAACAAUAAUACAUAAAAACUAGUCAGUUCCCCUGCUUUUAGCUAGUGGAAAAGAGGCUUUUUUUCCCUGUUGUAUUAAUAUUUUUUUUUUCCCCUUGAGGACUGUGCCGCCCAAAUAAGUAAGCAUCAAGUAUUCAUAAAGUCUUUCAAAAAGUCUUUUUUUUCAUAGUUACAGGGUUUUUUUUCCCAGUUUGGCUUUCUAGGCCAAGUUACUGAGAAACACUUGCUUUCUAUACGCCUGCCAAAAAGUUGGGACUUUCUAUUUUUAAAUGCUUUCUUUAUGUCAGUAAUGGAAAAAGCACAGGAUCCUUUACUUGCAAAAGCAUAAAACAGUAUUUAUGGGGAAAGGUGCUUUAUCUUUUGGAAAGUGCCAUGCCAAAUUUUAUUGUAUAAGAGCUCUCAAUAAGAAACUUCUUUUCUGGCUUCAUUACAUUUAUAAGUAUAUGGGCCAAAUUCACUUGUAGCAUAAUUCUGCUGAACUAAAUUUUGUUAAGUCUUUCACAGUAGUAUUCUACCUCUAAACUAGAAUCUGAAAAAAGAAGAAUUAGGCAUUGAUUUGUCUUUCUACUUCUCACCAUUUUCUGUAAAGAAUGGUGGGGGGUUAAACUGGUACAGUUCAUAUAUUUUCUAUAAGUGUUUACAUUUCUGGAUUUAUUGUUUCUUAAAUAUUUUGUUUGUACCUCUGAGUUUUGAAUUUUAAAUAAAUGAUUUGUAUGUUUAUUGAAAA
Harpia harpyja (harpy eagle) is the source of this 8251-nucleotide messenger RNA. It is a transcript of the gene CEP97, whose product is annotated as centrosomal protein 97. The record is from RefSeq and is a predicted model, not a curated record. Bases 191 to 2779 code for a protein of 862 amino acids. Gene Ontology annotation, molecular function: protein binding. The transcript is spliced from 11 exons. Lineage: Eukaryota; Metazoa; Chordata; Aves; Accipitriformes; Accipitridae.